Molecule: messenger RNA, 4388 nt
Organism: Culex quinquefasciatus (southern house mosquito)
Lineage: Eukaryota; Metazoa; Arthropoda; Insecta; Diptera; Culicidae
Gene: Elk
Product: potassium voltage-gated channel subfamily H member 8
Exons: 19
Coding region: 926-4222 (1098 amino acids)
Biological process (GO): potassium ion transmembrane transport; regulation of membrane potential
Cellular component (GO): membrane
Molecular function (GO): voltage-gated potassium channel activity
Source: RefSeq, a predicted model, not a curated record
ACAGUUCCACGUUUGGCCCAGGGCAACAGUUUGUUGGGUUAAUGUGAAAGGUUCAAUUGCUACUGCUGCUGCUGUUGUUCAUGUGGCGUUUGAAAAUUUGGCUUGAAUCAACAAUUGGCCGAUCGGUUAAGGGUCUAGUGUAGUUAUAUAGGAAAAAUAACAGUUUGUGUAGUGGUUUGGAGGUGAAAACAUUAUGAAAGUAAAAAAUCUAGAAGGAGGAUUUCCUUAGAAAACGGCGCGAAUUUUCCGCAGGACACAUCAGAUGGCGGAUGUUACCAUAAAAUAUAGCAAGAAAUAUGGUUGAAAUAUUCGCGAAGCAUGUGCUGGAUAAGUUUGGCUCGGAAGAUGGUCGUGGCAGAACAAGUGCCUAUAAGGAUUGCACCCGAGUCGUUCAUUUCAGUUGGAUAUCAGCUUUUGAGGAAACAGGACGUGUAUUGACUGUUGCUCGUCGUGCUAAAAGAAAUUGCAGCAUUUUCUUAUAGACUUAUAUCCUGAGUGUGAGCUUGUUUGAGCUGUCACAGCUUUUGCUGGUUGUUUCCGGUAUCUCUAACAGGUGAAAACGAUUUAACGAGGUUGUGUAACGUGGAGUGAGGUAGAUUUAAUAUUCGUGAAAUCACCCAGGUCUUAUUUCGUUAAGUGUGUUAGGUCCCGGGCAAGUGAAAGUGAGAUGGUACUUACAAACUAACUGAUGACAUGAAGAGAUUAUGUUCUUCACUGUUUAGCCCCAGGCAAGUGAAAGUGAAAAUGUCUUAGCGAACUAGCAUGAAGGGAUUACGUAUAAAUAAACACAUGAUUAUGGUUCCUCGAGAAGCUUAGGAAAUAGGAGAAAAAGAAAAUAUAAGCGAAGAAGAGGCCCAUCAAUGCCAGCGAGAAAGGCUGCUGGCGCCCCAGAAUACGUUUUUGGAUACUAUUGCAACACGCUUCGAUGGCACACACUCUAACUUUGUGCUUGGCAAUGCACAAGUCAGCGGCUACCCAAUUGUGUACUGUUCUGAUGGCUUUGUUGAGCUUUCAGGAUUUUCCCGUGCUCAAAUUAUGCAGAAAGGUUGCGCUUGUCGGUUUCUCUAUGGCCCGGAAACGAGAAGACCAUAAGAGUCAGAUUGAGAGUAGUUUAGACGGUAAAAAUGAACUUAAGUUGGAAGUUAUAUUUUACAAAAAGAAUGGAACUCCGUUUUGGUGUCUGUUGGAUAUUGUCCCAAUCAAAAAUGAGAAGAGAGAGGUGGUACUGUUUCUUGCUUCCCACAAAGAUGUCACCACGGCAAAAAUGUCAGAGAUGUCGAUUUCAGAUGAGUGUGAUAGUGCUGCUUUAUUGGGAGCACGAUUCCGAUCAGCUGAAACCUCUUUGCUUGCAGACGACGGAGCAGAGGAUGAUAAUCUUGAAAUUGGUGUCCCGGCUGGAUGCAACAUGGGACGGCGUCGAUCGAGAGCAGUGCUGUACCAGCUGUCCGGCCAUUACAAGCCGGAAAAAAUGAAGACUAAAAUCAAGCUUAAUAGUAAUAUAUUGCAUUCUAGCGAAGCUCCACUACCUGAGUAUAAGACGCAAGCCUUAAAGAAAUCACGUUUUAUUCUGUCACAUUAUGGAAUGUUUAAGGGCUGUUGGGACUGGAUGAUUUUAGUGGCAACAUUCUACGUAGCAGUUGCUGUACCUUACAAUGCUGCAUUUGUGAAAACUGACCGUUUAACAAUGGCUUCAGAUGUUAUUGUUGAAGCUUUAUUCAUUGUUGAUAUUUUAGUAAACUUUCGCACAACGUACGUAUCUCGCAAAGGGGAAGUUGUAUCAAAUUCUAAAAGUAUAGCAGUCAACUAUCUCAGAGGAUGGUUUGUCGUUGAUCUGUUUGCAGCUCUCCCAUUUGACCAUCUUUACGCAAGCAAUGUAAUUAGCGGAGAGGAAUCUCACAUUCACUUAGUUAAACUAACACGGUUGUUAAGGUUGGCACGAUUGCUUCAAAAGAUGGAUAGAUACUCACAAUACACCGCUAUGAUUCUAACGUUGCUGAUGUUAUGCUUCUCCUUAGUUGCACAUUGGUUGGCAUGCAUUUGGUUUGUGAUAGCUGAGAAAGAAAAACUAGUCAAUGAGAUGGACUGGGAUAUUGGAUGGAUUCAUACUUUGGCAGAACGCUUAAAGAUUCCAGUGUCAAACGUGACGCACGGUGAGGCUUACAUAACAGCAUUGUACUUCACUUUUACUAGUUUGACCUCAGUUGGGUUUGGGAAUGUUAGUCCCACGACAAUCACAGAAAAAAUCUUCAGUAUAGUCAUGAUGCUUAUCGGAGCAUUGAUGCAUGCAGUAGUUUUCGGAAACGUUACAGCAAUCAUUCAACGGAUGUAUUCUCGUCGUUCUCUUUAUCAAAGUAAAUGGCGUGAUUUAAAAGACUUUAUAGCUCUGCAUCAGAUGCCGAAAGAACUGAAGCAAAGGAUGCAGGACUAUUUCCAAACUAUGUGGUCACUGAACCAUGGUAUUGAUAUAUAUGAAAUUCUAAAAGAGUUCCCAGAAGAACUGAGAGGUGAUAUAUCAAUGCACCUUCAUCGGGAAAUUUUACAGCUGCCCAUUUUUGAGUCAGCUUCACAGGGUUGUCUUAAACUUUUGUCAUUACAUAUCAAAGCAAACUUCUGUGCUCCGGGUGAAUAUCUUAUCCAUAAAGGAGAUGCACUGAGCUAUAUUUACUACAUUUGCAAUGGAUCCAUGGAAGUGAUGCAGAAUAAUAUGGUUGUUGCAAUUUUAGGAAAAGGUGAUCUGGUAGGUUGUGAUAUAAGUGUACACUUGCUACAUGGAAGUCAAGGAAAUUCAGGAAAUCAAGGUUCUCAAGACGCUAUUGUUAAAAGUAGUGGUGACGUUAAAGCUCUUACUUACUGUGAUUUAAAAAGCAUUCACAUGGGAGGUUUGAUAGAUGUAUUGCGGCUUUAUCCGGAGUAUCAGCAGGAAUUUGCAAACGACAUUCAGCACGACCUAACAUACAAUUUGCGCGAGGGCUAUGAAGCUGAGGAGGAAACGGAGAACAACGGACCUUGCCUUGCGUUGCCCUCGAUAAGUGAAGACGACGAAAAUCAAUCGGAUGCUGAAUCCAGCUCGACAUCUCCACUGAAUACAUCCAUAUCAAAAUCACCAGGGCACAAUACCGGUGCAAGUCCCCGGCAUGCAAAGUUGAUACACAGUCGAAAUAAAUCUCUUGUUGCAUUGAGAGAAAGGGUUGAACGGCAACGUUCGGUGCAAGCUGCGCCUUCUUCUCAAACUACAGAGAAUAAUAACUCACUUGAAGGACUGAAUUUGGAGGGCCGCAGCAAAGAGAACAUGCUCCCAACCAAGGUAUCGGUUGAACGUUUGGACACGCAAGUCACUACACUGCAUAACGACGUAGCGGCAUUAAGUAUGGAGGUUCGAAAUGCAAUUCAAGCUCUUCAGGAAAUGACUUAUUCCACUAUGAAUUCUCAGUUCGAUUUGGGGCACUUUCCACCGGCGCGUUCCAUUCCCAAUUUACAAAAUGGAGCGACCGGUUUUAUGCGUGAUACCGAUGGAACGAUGGCUAGAAGCUCAUCCCAUCCUCCGGAAAUGUGGUGUCGCGAAAUGAACGCAUUUGGCGAAGCACUCGCCAGUCCCAACGACACCGAGCCGCUCUCUGACCACAUGUUUCGUCGUAAAUCGAUUAUGUCUCAGAAAUACUCCGAGGAACUGUCCUGCUCGACACAAACUGAAAACGUGGUUGACUAUGAAACUCUGGAAAAGAUCGUUCUUGCACAUCCAGCUUUAGUGUUGAAAAUUCUAGGAAUAGAGGCAUUGUUCAGCAAUGAAUCAACUAUGGCAAUACACCAUCUAAAUACCAUUCCCGAAACAGCAAGUUUAGGCGAAACAAUCACUUCGAAAGAAGAACAGGAAACCAAACACCAUACCACUAAAUCAAACACCAAUGAAAUGCAUCUUAUCGAUGACUACAAAGAAGAUUACUCACCAAUCGCUUAUAAUCCUUUUUACACUAACAAUGACUCUAGUUUAUUAAAAAACAAUAUAUCACUACUUACACCGUCAUCAUUGGAAGAGAAAAGAUGUGUAGCAAAAAAGGACACCACAAGUUGCUCCAUCUUGAUUGAUGAAAAUAUGGCAAUGCUGAAGCAAUCGGAUCGGCAGGACCGAAUUCCCAUUAAAUAUCGUUUUUCAGCCGGAGACGCUGAUAAGCUUGAAAAGGGGUUGGAAAGUAUGCCAUCUUCACGCUCAUUAAGUGGAAGCUGAGUGGAGGUUAUCAAACGCACAUAAUAAUUUAAUAAUAGUGAACAAAGAGAAAAUGUUUUAAAAUAUGCAAUUAAUAUACAAUAGACUUCUGUUUAGUGAAAUUUUAUUAUAUUUUAAAAAUAAAGAGAGCAACAGUUGAUAUAUCACAAGCAACUCCACCGACAAA